GAGCUAGAAGGGCCUGAGGACAUAUAAUAGAACAUCAGGGCUGGGAGGAACCUUAGAACACCAACUAUCAGAUCUGGAGGGCCCUUAGGAUGUGGACGGUCAGAGCCAGAAUAGUCCCAACUACUUAGGAUAAACUGUCCCAGUUUCUCCAACUGAUUCUCCUGGAGGCUUGAUGAAGAAGCUCUUCACUAUCCUGACUGCCUUUCUCUAGGGACUCUGCAGCCAGAAACAAGGAAUAAGUGACCUUUGGAGAUGAAAGGGCAGAUUCGAGACGUGUUUAACAGGGAGUGGAUAUCCAAGGGAGAUUAUGUCACAGAAUUCGAUGGCCGAGGAUGAGAUGGCAGAUGUCAUUGUCACUGAGCUUCAGUCAUGGAAGAAGACUUCUCAUCGGCCUCGACGUCUUGAUAAAUACAGGUUGGAAGAGCUGGCCAAGCCCAAGGUCAACCAUCAGAUCAUAGUAGACAGGCCUUCAGUAUACUGGACAGAUAAGAUACCAGAAGACACGACUCUCAGUGUGACUUGUCCUAUUGUGACGCCAAGACUAGAAGAACUCUCUAGACCCAAACGAUUCUAUUCAACCUACUACAAUGAAUGCAGGUCUACACCUAUUUGGCCCAUUUCACGGGCAUCACUCGAGGCCAAGGCUACAUCUCGUCUGAAGGUACUUGCACAUCCAAAGUUGAGGAGCAACAUCUGGGUUGUUGACCCUACCAAGAUACAGGUGUCGAAGGCAGCACGAAUGGCUGAACCUAGACCUCGUACCUUGGAGCUGGCAGCCCCCAAGACCAAAAGCGUGACAUCUUCUGAAUUGUUCUUCAUAAACAAGCCUAAGCAACACCCUCCAGACCUUACCCGGAUCUACCACUUAGCUAUGCCCAAGGUUACUUCAAAUAACUAUGUCUAUGACAAGCCCCCCUCCUGGAUCAUCUCACAAGAGACCAAAAAUGCUGUCCCCACCAGCCGGAUCCUCUACUUAGCCAAGCCCAGAGAACGGAUAGAUUGUAACGAGGGCCAUGAUCCCUACUGUAUCUCAAUGGCUGCAAUGAAGGCAGAGCCAUCUCCCCGAAUCUAUGAGCUUGCUGUCCCUAAAAGGGUAACCAGAAAAUUCUGAGUGCCUCAUAUUUCAUCCCUCUCAUAUUCCUUGGUAGUAGCAAUCCAACCUCUCCUUCCAUGUAAAUAAAUAACUCCAAUAGGUCUUCCCUGGGCAAUCUAUUUUGAAUGAGGAGGGGCCAAUAGGAGGGGAAUGGAACCUAAUAGUAACAAUAUGAAUAAUUAUAAUUGUUGUAUAAUUUGUA
Molecule: messenger RNA, 1295 nt
Organism: Monodelphis domestica (gray short-tailed opossum)
Lineage: Eukaryota; Metazoa; Chordata; Mammalia; Didelphimorphia; Didelphidae
Gene: SPMAP2
Product: sperm microtubule associated protein 2
Biological process (GO): spermatogenesis
Source: RefSeq, a predicted model, not a curated record